AUGGCCUUCGGAAAGCUCUACGGUUCCCCUGAGAACGGUCGCACCAUUGCCUGCCUCGUCGCGGCUAAGGCCAACGACGUUGAGGUUGAGCUGGUCAAGACUGAGGCUAACUCUGCUGCCUCUUUCAACCAGUCCGCUGAGUACACCAAGCUCAGCCCCCUCGGCAAGAUCCCCGCCUUCGAGGGUGCCAACGGCUACACUCUGUCUGAGGUCAUUGCCAUCGCUGUCUACCUGACCUCCCAGAACGAGAAGACCACCCUCUUGGGCAAGACCAAGCAGGACUAUGCUUCCAUCCUCCGUUGGUUGUCUUUCGCCAACUCCGAGAUCGUCCCCCGCUUCGGUGCCUGGUACCGCCCUCUCUUGGGUCUUGACGGCUACAACAAGAAGAACGUCGAGGAUGCUGCCAAGGCUGCUGUGAAGAACGCUGGCGUUCUUAACACCCACCUCACUGCCAACACCUUCCUUGUUGGCGAGCGCAUCUCCCUGGCUGAUUACUUCACUGCCGCUCUCUUCACCCGUGCCUUCGCUACCGUCCUGGACAAGAAGUACCGUGACGAGAACGUUGCCAUCACUCGCUGGUACAAGACCAUCGUCAACCAGCCCGCCUUCAAGGCUGUCUUCGAGAACCCCGUCUUCGUCGAGGAGUGCAUCAAGUACACUCCCCCCAAGAAGGAGGAGAAGCCCAAGAAGGAGGCUGCCCCCGCUGCCGCCGCUGAGCCCAAGCCCGCUGAGGAGAAGAAGCCCAAGCACCCCCUUGAGGCUCUUGGCCGCUCCGAGUUCGUCCUGGACGAGUGGAAGCGCCAGUACUCCAACGAGGACACCCGCCCCGUUGCUCUGCCCUGGUUCUGGCAGAACUACAAGCCCGAGGAGUACUCCCUCUGGUCCGUUAACUACAAGUACAACAACGAGCUGAAGCUUACCUUCAUGGCCAACAACCUGAUCGGUGGUUUCCACGCCCGUCUUGAGGCUUCCCGCAAGUACCUCUUCGGUGCCCAGGCCGUCUACGGUUCCAACUACGACUGCGUCAUCCAGGGUGUCUUCCUGGUCCGCGGCCAGGACUCCAAGCCCGCUUUCGAGGUCGGCCCCGACUGGGAGAGCUACGAGUUCCGCAAGCUCGACCACACCAACGCUGAGGACCGCAAGCUCAUUGAGGACCAGUGGGCUUGGGACACCCCCGUUGUCAUCGAGGGCAAGGAGUACCCCUUCGCUGACGGCCACGUCUUCAAAUAA
This is a messenger RNA of Aspergillus tubingensis, 1230 nucleotides long. Its product is annotated as putative translation elongation factor eEF-1 subunit gamma. The coding region runs from base 1 to 1230 and encodes 409 amino acids. Gene Ontology annotation, biological process: translational elongation. The transcript has 3 exons. Gene Ontology annotation, cellular component: nucleus; cytoplasm. The record is from RefSeq and is a predicted model, not a curated record. NCBI's taxonomy places the organism in Eukaryota, Fungi, Ascomycota, Eurotiomycetes, Eurotiales, Aspergillaceae. Gene Ontology annotation, molecular function: translation elongation factor activity.